Miscanthus lutarioriparius is the source of this 324-nucleotide messenger RNA. The record is from the annotation of a GenBank genome assembly. NCBI's taxonomy places the organism in Eukaryota, Viridiplantae, Streptophyta, Magnoliopsida, Poales, Poaceae.
AUGGCAGGAACAACAAACAAGGCCCUGCUGUGCUUUUGCCUCUUGAUGCUGAUUGCCUUGUCAUCAGCAGCAAGAGAACUGUCACCAGUGCUCGAGGGAGACGACGAUCCCGGAGACAGCAAGUCGAAAUGGUCAUGCUUCCGGCUGUGGGACAACUACUGCGUGAAGAACAAGCGAUGCGUCGACAAGUGCCAGGGCGUCGAUGGAAAGGGCUACCAUCACGGACACUGCGAGUUGUGGACAUGCGUUUGUUGCAAGAAGAAAGGCGAGGAUGAUGGAAUAGUAGCUCCUCCUAGCCGCGCGCAGCUGGGCCCUGAGCAGUGA